UUAAGAGCGCGUACGUUGACUUAUGUGAAAUGUGUGAAGAUAUUGUGAGUUUUUAUGGAGCGCCCAUGGUGAUUAACAUUAUUCUUACUUCUCUUAAAAGCGUUUUUAAUUUAUAUUACAUUAUUUUAAUCUGUCUCGACUUACGAGAGAGUGAAAUUUUAAUGUAUCUUGGUGGAUUACUAUCAAUAUGGUACAAUUUUUCAUUCACGGUAUUAGCUACUACUGUCUCAAAAAUAAUGAAACAGAAUAAAAAGACGGCCAGGAUUAUAAAUUUGCUUUUGGAUCGAUAUGCAAUGGAUAAGGAAAUAAAACAAAAAUUGACUCAGUUUUCAAGCGACCAAUGGCACCUGACUGUUGACUUCACCGCUUGUGAUAUCGUACCUCUAGACCGUACCCUUCUAGCAAUAAUCAACGGUACGAUUGCAACGUAUUUGAUUAUUGCGGUACAAUUCCGUAUCAGUGAAAUUUCUGAUCAAUAAAUUCAAUAAAUAUACGCUAAAGUGUUUUUAUCAGUAUUAAAAUUUUUGUCUGUUUGUUUUAAAAAUAAUUGUACUUGUAAUUAAACAAUC
Microplitis mediator is the source of this 569-nucleotide messenger RNA. RefSeq names its product putative gustatory receptor 28b. Gene Ontology annotation, biological process: sensory perception of taste. The record is from RefSeq and is a predicted model, not a curated record. The transcript has 4 exons. Gene Ontology annotation, cellular component: membrane; neuronal cell body; dendrite. Bases 30 to 479 code for a protein of 149 amino acids. Lineage: Eukaryota; Metazoa; Arthropoda; Insecta; Hymenoptera; Braconidae.